Molecule: messenger RNA, 870 nt
Organism: Dryobates pubescens (Downy woodpecker)
Lineage: Eukaryota; Metazoa; Chordata; Aves; Piciformes; Picidae
Gene: ECSCR
Product: endothelial cell surface expressed chemotaxis and apoptosis regulator
Exons: 7
Coding region: 205-540 (111 amino acids)
Biological process (GO): positive regulation of endothelial cell apoptotic process; negative regulation of angiogenesis; positive regulation of proteasomal protein catabolic process
Cellular component (GO): plasma membrane; cytosol
Source: RefSeq, a predicted model, not a curated record
UUAUUCUAUUCUAUAGCACAGUUAGUGGCAGCUUCAAGAGUUAAUUCUCCUUUCCCCUGUUUUCCUUAUCCAGAUGAAAAGCCUAAUGGAGGCAAAAGCACACCAGCUUCACCAACUCAAGGUCAAGAGCUCAAGAGAAGCGAGAGUACUACGACAUCAACAACUCAGGGUGCUUCCUCCUUUCUCUCACAGAGAGGCACCUCCAUGCCAGCCACUCCAACACCACAGCCCUCUGGCUAUUUGCCUGUGCCCACCCCAACAGACGACAAAUCACCGCUGACGGUGGCAGCUUUUGGUGUCAUCAGCUUCAUAGUCAUCCUGAUAGUGGUUGUGAUCAUCCUGGUCAGCGUGGUCAGCCUGAGGUUCAAGUGUAACCGCUCAAAGGACUCGGAAGACAAGCAGAAGCCAGGGAGCAUCAUGGUAUCAGAGAGCUGCUCAGCAGGCCCAAGCCAGAAGGAUAACAGCAUCACUCUGAUCUCCAUGAAGAACAUCAACAUGAACAACAGCAUGAGCUACCCACCAUCAGAAAAGGUGCUAUGAAGCCAAGGGGCCCAGAGCUUGAAGCUGACUCAUGACAACCAGCAGUGACCUUCUAGGUUCUUUGAUGGUUUCUUUCCCUUGAGGGAAGAGCAAGGGUGGACUUUCUCUAUAAAUUAUGAUAUCCUUUCUGAUCGAUACAUUUCCAGUAGCAUCCCACAUAGCUUCCCCACCUGGGGCCUAAGGGCCUUCUCCAGUUACAGCUUGCCAUGCUCAGUGGUUGGCAUCUAACUGAAGUUGUGUUAGGCCUUCAGACACUCAGAAGCAUGAAGGAACAUCUACUUCACUACUAAACUGCUGCCUUAAUGGCCUUCAUGGUCCAUGCAGCCAGUC